AUGGAUUUGGAGUUAGGAACCACUGUGGUUGUGGGCGUGGCAACCCUUCUUCUCGUUCCUAUACUAUGGCUAAGAAUGCAGAGAUCGAACCAGAGCCAGCCUAAGUAUAAAAGAGGAAUUACGAUGGUGGGAGCCAUUCUCUUAGUCGUUCAGGUGGUACUAUGCAUAAGAGACUUGAAGGAACACAAACAGUACACAAAGAUUUAUGAACUUGGAAUGAGAAUAUUGGAAAGAAAUGUUCCUGUUGCUUUAUGCCUACUCUUUAUAGUAGUAGGGAGAGCCUCUUGGGGAGAACGAAAGUACAAACUAGUAACAUUGAUAACGGGAGCAAUAGCGACGUUCGUAUUUGCAACACUCUUUUUUAGGAAGUCAACUCCGGUUCACGUUCCAGAGCGGCCGAAUUAUGCCUAUCUCGACACCGGGCCUAGACGCAAGCUGACACAGUUCACAUGCCUACACAACACUAAAUCAUUUGACGUGAGAAAGACAACGACCAAGAUGGUUUUCCUUUUGUUCGUUGCCUUAUGUGUUUCCUUCGGAACUUAA
Microthlaspi erraticum is the source of this 546-nucleotide messenger RNA. The record is from the annotation of a GenBank genome assembly. Lineage: Eukaryota; Viridiplantae; Streptophyta; Magnoliopsida; Brassicales; Brassicaceae.